UGCGUAAUUGUGUCGGCGCAAAUUUUCAAAAAGUGAGGACUGAGCAAUCUUAAGUAACAUCGUAUAACAUAUUAUCCAUCAUAUUCACAAACAGUUUAUUGGUGGUGUUUUUUUGGGUUUUUAAAUCUUGUUAUUUUUAGUGUUGGCUUAUAUAGCCUUCGGUUAAACAGGAUCUAGAUCACGCCUGUGCCGCGAUGAGUGCCUCCUCCACCCCCCGCCUGGGCAUGCGCUCCCACGUCCUCACGGAGAUGCUGCCCGGGAAGCAGUUCGUCUCGCCCUCCACCCGUGCCAAGGUGGUGCAGGUCGCCCACCAGCCGCUGCUCAACAGCUGCCCCAGCAACGAUGACGACCUGGAGAAGAGGCAGAGGCGGCGCUCCAAGGUCAUCGACCUGCACAUGAGCGGCCUGGAUGGCUCGCUGCUGGAUUCCCCUGCGCGCAGUGGUACAGGUACUCCAGCUGCAGUGCCCAAACUGUCCAAUUCCGAGAUCUCUGAGCACUAUUCCACCUGCAUCAAGCUUUCUACGGAGAAUAAAAUCACCACAAAGAAUGCCUUCGGCCUUCACCUGAUCGACUACAUGUCAGAAAUUCUCAGGCAGAAGGAGACUGAGCUCACAAACUUUAAGGUGGCAGCGGGCACCCUGGAUGCCAGCACAAAGAUCUACUCAGUGAGGGUGGACGCUGUCCACGCCGACACUUACAGAGUCCUGGGAGGACUGGGCUCCGACAUGAAGCAGGCAGAUGAAAAAGAGCCAGAGGACGGGGAGGAGAACAGCACAGACCCAGAAGUACCCAAAAAGGUGGUGAAGAAGAAGAAUCCCAACAAGAAGACUGUGGAGCAGAAUCUCAACAACAUCAACAGCGCCGAGUCCGAGAGGAAGUGUGAGGUAGAUCCCAUGUUUCAGAAGAUGGCGUCUUCGUUUGAUGAGACCAGCACAGCCGGGGUGUUCCUGUCAGUCCUGUUCAGCGAGGACUGCUCCAGCGAGCUGCGCUUUCCCUCUGACGUUGUCGUACUCUCCUCCGGGACCCCCUGCCAGCCACCUCCCCCAGCCCAGGUGCCAGCCUCCCCCUUCACAGCCGGGCUGCAGCAAGCCCAGGAGAAAAGCUCCAUCUGCCCGUCUCUGGAGGACUUCUCCUUCACCAAUUGGAGCGACAAGGCUCACAACCAGAACAUCACUCAGAUGCUGGAGAAGUACAAGAGCAGCAACCACGUGUUCGACAUCAACGCGGAGCCCGAGCCCGAGUGUGAGCCGGCGGACGGCGGGGACGAUUUUGACGCGGAUGCUUACGAGGAUGGGCCGGAGGAGUGCGGGGACGGCGACAGGCAGGGGGAGCACCGCAGUGGCUGUAUGAUGGAUAAAGGCCGAGGCCGGGACGUCAUUCCCAUUGGAGAGGGGGAUAUUGGCACCAUGUGCCUGCAGCUGUCCUCCCAGCCUGGCGAAUACUCCUACUUCAGCCCCAGGACUAUGUCGAUGUGGGCAGGCCCAGGCCACUGGCGCUUCAAACUUUCUAAACUGACGAAGAUGCGCAUUUCUGGUGAAAAUUUGGAAGAGAUUGGAGAUUACAACUAUGACAACCCCAAUGAUACUGCCAACUUCUGCCCGGACAUUGAGGUGGAGGACGAUGAAGAGCCGGCUGGCUUCGUGGGGCCGGAUGGAACAUUUGAGAUGACCUGUCACCCUGGAGGGGGAUCCAUUUCCCUCCCGGCGGAGACAAAUGGAGCAGACAUCACCACCUACGGAGAAGACAACCUGGUGGCUGAGCCGCACAAGGUGAACAAGAUUGAGAUCAAUUACGCCAAAACAGCCAAGAAGAUGGACAUGAAGAAACUGAAGCACACCAUGUGGAAUCUGCUGACUGACCAGUUAAACAAAUCAGCAGAGGCAAGAGAGGGCGAUGAGUCGGCUGCAGUGAAUGGAAUGAAAGCCUUCAGUCAGACCACCAAGAGUCUGCUCCAGAGGCUCCCCUCUAAUAUGGCCCAGAACCUGUCUGUCCCCUUGGCCUUUGCCGCCCUGCUGCACUUAGCCAACGAGAAGAACCUGGAACUGCUCAAGGUGGACGACAUGUGCGACAUUAUAAUACAGCAAGGCCAGUCCCCAGAAGUCUUUGCUCUUCACUGGUGGAAUAGCCUCCUGAUCAUCUCAGGCAAGCAGUUUCAACUAAGACCUUCAAGCCCUUCUCUACCCGCAAACCUUCCAGUACUAUAAACUAAAGUCCCCUUUCCUUCUUGGUUAUU
Messenger RNA from Lepisosteus oculatus (spotted gar), 2233 nucleotides. Lineage: Eukaryota; Metazoa; Chordata; Actinopteri; Semionotiformes; Lepisosteidae. The record is from RefSeq and is a predicted model, not a curated record.